Messenger RNA from Dimorphilus gyrociliatus, 1438 nucleotides. The record is from the annotation of a GenBank genome assembly. NCBI's taxonomy places the organism in Eukaryota, Metazoa, Annelida, Polychaeta, Dinophilidae.
CAAAAUGGAAUACGGUAGCAGACGAAAUGCUUACCUUUUGGUGUACUUUGUCGGAUUUUUGGUAAAAAACACACUUGUUACUAACAAGUUAAAGCAAUAUUUAUACCUAGAGUGUAUUAAAUGACUUAAGUAGUAAAAUUGAAACCGAUUUCAGUUCUUUUGAUAUAAAAUAACUCAUAAUCAAUUCUCUGUCUGCAACAGGACCUACUGGGAGUUAGUAUGGUCAUUCCCCUAAUAGGGAAGUAUGCUAGAGAUUUAGGUGCAUCCCCAAGUGUUAUUGGUCUGUUAGGUAUGUUAUUUGAAUUUAAAGAAAAUCACUUAAAAUCUGUAAUUUGUUGUAAUUUUUUUUAUAGGAUCAAUUUAUGGAGGGAUACAACUGUUUUCAAGUCCGAUAGUAGUAUGUGUCAAUAAAUAUUAUACAACUUCCUGUUCAGAUUAUUUUUAUGAUACAUAGGGAAGAUGGAGUGACAUUUAUGGUCGAAAAAAUAUACUAAUAUUCUGCUUAUUAUUAACUGCCGUCUCCUAUUUUGGACUAGGCCUUGCUAAUACUGUAUUCAUCCUCUUCUUAGCCCGAAUUCCAACAGGCUUCAUGAAACACUCGCAAGCGAUUUUAAAGGCCCGUAUAGCCGAUGAUGAUGUUCACUUAGUCGGCUAUUUAGGUUCCCUUUCGAGUCUUGGCUUUUCUUUUGGACCCACAGUCGGAGGAAUAAUCUAUCAUUUGCACGGAUUCACGGCUGCAUCGUGGCUAGCCGCAUCGGUAUUUGUUAUCAACACUGCUUUGGUUUUCUUCUUGUUGCCAAAUGACUCCAAGAGAAGAACAGAAGAUUUAAAAUCUCGUCAGACAAUAUCAACUUUGGAGGCUAUAGGAAAAGUCGAUUGGAAUAGGAUGUGGGAUAUAUUUCUUGUUAAAUUUCUUAUGGGGUUAGGUGUUCUGGUAUUUCGAUCAAAUUUUGCCUUAUCUUUAGAUGAGAAAUUUGGAGCCACUCCCCAGCAGGUUGGGUAUACUAUGUCAUACUCUGGGGCAAUUGGAACUAUCGCUGGUUUAAGCGUUGGAUUUUUUACUAAUUUAUACAAAAAUGAUGAGAAACUUCUUAUGCAUAUCGGAUUUGUGCAAAUUGCAAAUUUUGUUGUUUUGACUUUUGCACCCAACAUAUACGUAUUUACCUUAUUGCUUACGCCAUUGGGUAUCGUAAAUCAAGUUGCUCGUGUUUGUAUGACGAGUAUUACGAUUGAGCGGAACAACAACCAAGAUGUAGGAAUACUAUUAGGAUUAUCAGCAAGCGUCAUGUCUUUCGGAAGGAUGUGUGCCCCUGCGGUGAAUGGAUUUUUACUCGAAAUUAGUAAUAAUGGACCAGGAAUUGUUGCUGCAAUUAGCGCCUUGAUGGCAACUAUUAUCAUGAUUUCUAAAAGAAAAAGUCAUAGACAGAAGGAAGAUUAG